Messenger RNA from Lampris incognitus (smalleye Pacific opah), 1901 nucleotides. Its product is annotated as cyclic AMP-responsive element-binding protein 3-like protein 3-A. The transcript has 10 exons. Lineage: Eukaryota; Metazoa; Chordata; Actinopteri; Lampriformes; Lampridae. The record is from RefSeq and is a predicted model, not a curated record. Gene Ontology annotation, biological process: regulation of transcription by RNA polymerase II. Gene Ontology annotation, cellular component: nucleus. Gene Ontology annotation, molecular function: DNA-binding transcription factor activity, RNA polymerase II-specific; RNA polymerase II cis-regulatory region sequence-specific DNA binding. The coding region runs from base 157 to 1332 and encodes 391 amino acids.
UGAGCGCCAGCGCCAGAGAGAAAGAGAGAGGCAGAGAGAGAGAAAGACAGACGGAGAGACAGAGAGAGACAGAGACAGACCGGGCUGGUGUUGCAUUACUAAAGCCUGUUGGAUAUUUUCAUCAGAUUUCAUCAGCUCUUGCCGGAUUUUGGAAUAAUGAUGCAGAUUUCAGAUGAGAUACACGAUGGAAUAGAGUUCUUCGACCUCCUGGUUAACAGCACAAAUGAAGCCGCGGACAGCCACGGUGACCAGCCCUGGACCAUCACGAUAUACGACAGCCUAAAUCCAGAGGGAGGUGGUGCUGAUGAUUUUCUGGACAACCUGUUGGGGGGGAGCGACUCAUCAUCCGUCCCAGCGUCCCCACUUUGGUCUCCUUCUGCCAGUGACAGCGGCUUGAGCGAGGAUCCCCUGUCGGAUCAUCCAGUAAGCCCUCAUCCGCCUCCCAGUUCACCUUUCCCAGCCUUCCACUGCCGGUCUCACCCCCAGACCUAUCCAACGGCCGGCCAUGCUGCUGGAGAGCCUGCACUAAGUGACAUGGCGCCUGACAUCUCCAUUGAUUUAGGUUGGGACUCUAACGACCACCAAGAGAAACUUGGGAUAGCCUACUACCUCUCCACCAACCCCACCUCUCCGCUGUCAUCCUGUCACGCGCUCACAAUCAAGGAUCUUUUGUUAUGCAAUCUUGGGAAAAAGGCACAGCGGAACUCCCAGCAUUCCCUGCAGGAGCUCGUACUUAAUGAGGAUGAGAAGAAGCUGCUAGCUAAGGAAGGGGUCAACCUGCCAACCAAACUGCCCCUGUCCAAGUCUGAGGAGAGAGUUCUGAAGAAGAUCCGCCGAAAGAUCCGCAACAAGCACUCGGCUCAGGAAAGUCGCAAGAAGAAACGGGAAUACGUUGACAGCCUCGAGGGACGGAUGGCUGCCUGUAGUGCACACAAUCUGGAGUUGCAGAGGAAGGUCCACCAGUUGGAACAAACCAACAAUUCGCUGUUGGAGCAGCUGAGCAGGCUUCAGGCUCGCCUUCCUCACAGCUCCAGCAAAACGACACAGAAGGGGACCUGCAUCCUGGUGCUGCUGCUUUCCUUCUCUCUCAUCCUUUCUCCCACCCUUCAACCGCACCCCAACAGUCUCCUCAGUCAAGAAGAAUAUGCCGAAGCCAAAGUGCCGUCCCGUCUCAUGCAUUCGGUGGUGGAACCGGAGGAGGUCACCCCAUCAGUCCUCUCAGUCUACAGGGGAAUGGAUGUCCUGUCUUGCCUAAUAGAGAAGCUCUGGUCUGGGACAAAACUCGCUGACACAGACUUCCAGACCAUCCACUAUGAAGAUCACAGCCGCUGAAAGAGUCACCGACCUUUUUGAGUUCCACUGGAUGGAGAACGGAAGAAGACGGCUUUAAAGACUAGAGCACUUCCACAAGCAUCAGCAACUAAGAGAAAUAUGGUUAUAGUCAUUACAUUCAGCUGAGAUGUCUGAUCUCUUGUCAGCAUCCGCUUUUUAUGCUGUGUCUGGGCACAAAAAAGACUGAGAUCUUUGGCACUGUUUCUCACUCCAUCCAUCUCCAAAAGUGCACUAGUUUGAAAACGGUACGAAGCCUUAACAAGGUUCAGGAGAUUUGCAAAGCACUGAUUGUUCAGAUGCUGAUUCUCUGGAAUUAAACCAUGAACAAUGUUUAGCUGUCCAAAUGGGAUGGAGCUAAUUCACAUCAAUUUGAUUCUCCAUAUUACUGUUGAACAGUUGACCCGCUGGCUCCUAGUAUAGGGUCACGUAUCAUAUACAGAUGUUGUGUUUUACUGACUCACUGUAUGGUAUAGGCCUAUCUGUGGCUGCUGAAAAUAAAGAUACCUAUCCAUUGCUCUAUUUUCUUAUUCAAUUUCCAUAUGCUGUCUGAAAACCUAAUAAAGUAUAAG